Daphnia carinata is the source of this 2170-nucleotide messenger RNA. RefSeq names its product protein croquemort-like. NCBI's taxonomy places the organism in Eukaryota, Metazoa, Arthropoda, Branchiopoda, Diplostraca, Daphniidae. The coding region runs from base 192 to 1820 and encodes 542 amino acids. Gene Ontology annotation, molecular function: scavenger receptor activity. The transcript has 11 exons. The record is from RefSeq and is a predicted model, not a curated record. Gene Ontology annotation, cellular component: membrane; cytoplasm.
CCCACAGCUCUCCUGCAGUGGUUUCACUUUCAACGAAGUUAGUGGCGACCAUAGGGAUAGGAAAGUUGGCCGAAUCUUGCUUAGUGCAUUGGACAAAAAAAGAAAAAAAAAGGGAAAGGCCUCCUGGGCUAGCCAAAGUUACAUCGAUGACCUAAUCACUUUUGAAGACUCGUACUAGCUACGCAGAAAAGAUGGCGACGGAAAUUCGCGACUUUAACGAUGUCGUGAAGGAGACGUCGUCUUCCUCCACAACGGACAGUCAUAUGCCCCUGAUCGAUGAUCUGAGAUCGGAAACAGCCACGACAUCCAACCACGUUUACAGCCUGAACAAUGACGAUGAAGGAGGUCGCCAUAGGAUGGGACGAGGCUGGCCGCGCUGUUGCGCUAUUUCAGGCUUGGUUACUGCAGUCGUCGGUGCCGUCCUGGCCCUCACUUUUCCUUUACUCUACCACGCCAUUCUCAAUUAUGAAUUAUCGCUUCAAAAAGGGACGUUGUCCUACAAAUUAUGGGACGAACCUCCAGUGGCCAUGUACAUCAAAUUUUAUCUCUUUAAUAUAACCAACAGCGAAGAUGUAGUAAACAAUCAAGCGAAGCCUAUUCUUCAACAGCUGGGACCAUACACUUUCAAAGAAUCGCACCAUCGAGUCAACAUCCAGCCUCACGACAACUAUACGAUGACUUAUCAGCAACGUCGAGUCUGGCAUUUCAUCGAAGAACUUAGCAACGGAACCCUGCAGGAUAAUAUUACGACUCUCAACGUUCCACUAGUGGGCGCCACUUACACACUCCGUUUCCAGCCGCUUUGGUAUAAAGUGGGCUUUAAUCGAAUUGUCAAAUUGUUGGGCAGCCAAAUGUUUGUGACAAAGAACGCUUCGGAAUUGCUUUUCGAUGGAUAUCCUGAUCCUUUACUCGAACUUGGAAAACGUUUACCUCCAGGCACCUUUCCGCCCUUUGAUAAAUUUGCCUGGUUUUAUCAACGCAACAACUCCGAGUCGUACGACGGGGUGUUUAAUAUCUUUACCGGUGAGGAUCACAUUAGCAAGAUGGGCGAGAUGGACCUAUGGAAUUACACAUCACAAACAAAUUAUUAUGAAUCUUAUUGUGGAAUGGUCAAUGGGUCUUUUGGUGAAGCCUGGCCCCCGCGCCGUAAUAAAACCAAUAUCUCGAUGUACAUCACUGACAUCUGCAGAACGGUGACCCUAGACUACGAAAAGGACGUGGUGGAUGUAGGCGUGUCAUCCUACCGUUUUGCGGCCAAUGAAAAGGUGUUCUCGAAUUCCACAGAUCAUCCGGACAAUUGGUGUUUCUGCUCUGGCGGCGUUUGCAAUCCUUCCGGUGUCGGGAACUCUUCCACUUGCCGUUUUGGUGCACCCGUUUUUGUCUCCUACCCCCACUAUUACCUGGCCGAUCCAUAUUACAUCAAUCAAGUGGAAGGAUUGAGUCCGAAAAAGAACCUACAUCAGUUCUACAUUGAUCUGGAACCUGAAAUGGCAGUUCCAACAUCCGUGAGAGCUCGUUUGCAAAUCAAUAUUCUCAUUGAACCGGACAUUGAUAUUGAGGUCGUGAGAAAUUUCCAACGAAUAUUUCUCCCUCUCGUCUGGUUUGAAAUCAGUGCUGAUUUGACCUCAGAUCUCGGCUUUUGGAUAAACUUUGCCAACCAGUUGCCCAUGUAUGGGACAGCCGCCUUUUUCGCCAUCUUUUGCCUCAGUCUGGUAGGCGUGGCUGUCUCGGGUGUGUUUCUCGUCAAGAGAAGAUCGCGGACGCACGCCAUCGCCUCGGUUGAUCCCAACAGCAAAGAAAGCGACACGACAGACUCUUGAAAGUCCUGUCUUUCAAAAUCGUAUUGGAUUUUGCACUUGGAAAAAAAGGUAAAACAAACAAAAACAAUCAAUCAAUUUAUAUCAUGAAUUCCAAAUAUUCACGUGAUCAUCUCUCGCAUUCACGUGUCUUACUAUUACCAUUAUGUUGAUUCUAUACUGACUACUAUUACUAAAUGAUUAUUGCAAUACGCAUGUAUACGUGCCUUUCGUUUUAACGGUAAUAGUGUAGGUGCCUAUUAAUUGCCAUGUUUAUAUUGUUGAUGAAAUUGCCUUGGUUAAGUGAAUGACCGUGAAAAUAUCAAGAUGUGCUUACCUGUAGAUAGUUGGCUUAGAAUGUCAACUAGUCACCA